AUGGCGAUAUACAAGUCAGUGUCAGAACCACCAACGAACCUUGACAUAUAUAAUGUAACUAGUCGCAGUUUUGGUAUUUCCUGGAUGAAACCUACAGAAACCCACAGUGCAGAGAACUAUGGUUAUGUUCUACAGAUUAAGGAGGAUCAGGAUAAAUGUGUGAAAGAAAUCAUUUAUAGAUGUUCAGACUGUGUAGGCAGUUUUCAGAUUUCAAACUUGAAUGGUUUAUGCGAUUCUACAGUUCGAGCAGAGAUAGGCAAGACUAAGCAAGAAUUAGAAGGUCAGUUGACAUAUCCUGUAAGUCUUAAUCCAGGUAUUGCUUAUACUGUGACUGUGACUGCUAUCAAUGAUGGAGGAAGAGGAUAUCCGGCUAACGAGACGGAAAAAACUAUUGAAGAAGCUCCGCAGGUACCGUAUGGUAUAACAAUGAGCGAGAUAGGAACAACAUCAUGUAAAAUAUAUUGGAAAAUAAAUGGACCAAAACCUGGAAAGACGAACUUCACUGUAAUGUUGAUGGCUGACUCCCCUGCAACGUCAAAGGAAUUUACAGUAACAGGAUUUGACAUGAGAAGUUACCUGGCAGAAGGUCUAGAAGCAUAUUGGAGCUACAAUGUAACUGUGACAGCCGCUACAAAUGUUGGCGCUAAAACAUCUAACCGAGUACAUUUCAGAACUCGUCCUACAGCACCAGGGAAAGUUACCGGCUUAAAGAUAACAGAGGCACCAGGAGGCAUAUAUACAUGGAUGCAGAUUUCCUGGAGAGCACCUGCAAUUCUAUUUUGGAAUAGUAUUAUUAAAGAAUACAGUUUAGAUAUCAGUACAUCCGAUAGGAAUGCAACGACACAAAGUUUGUCACAUGAAAAUAAUGAAAAUCAUGACUAUACGGUAGUUGUGAACGUAGUACCUGAAGAAACAUACACAUUUAAGGUGUAUGCUACAAACAGUCUGGAUAUGAAGGGUGAAGUUUCCACUGUCGUGAAACAAGCCCCAGCUGGAGUCCCAGUUAAUAUAGAAGACACGUUGCAAGUCGAUAUAAUAUCUUUGCAUCAAAUGAAAAAUGUUGAAGAUAGGCAGUUCACUGUUACAUUAGUGCAAGACUUCUUCGAGGAAUCAACAAACGGUCAAAUACAAGCAUCCGGGCUUAUUGCAUGUGCGAAGGACUGCAAUUUCGAAGGCAUUAAGAUACUUGCAGACUUCAACACAAUGGAUAAUUGGCAAGAUGCAUCACAAAGGGGUUUCACGUUAUAUCGUGUAACCAAUCCAGCAUGGAUGGAUAAGAUGCAAACACAAUGUACAUGUGGUAGAAGUAAACGGGCUGUAACAAAUGUUGAAUAUACUGUUGGUAGCGAUGAAUGUUCCGACACUCCUCAAAAGCAGUAUUGUAAUGGACCACUUAAAUCUGGAACAAGUUACAAACUUGUUGCUGUAUCAUGCACUAACGGUGGAUGUCUUUUGAGUCAGGUGUAUGGACCUUUUGUAACAGCCGCUAAAGAACAAUCUGACGAUGGACGUAACUGUUCGACGGAGUCCAUCAUUAUUGGCGUUGUACUUGGAUUUACAAAUCUUCUUCUAUUCGUUUAUGCGGGUUAUACAACGUUAAUAAUCAGACGAAACAGAGCCGAUAAAGAUGGACUAAAAAUGAGCACAUCAAAUAAAUAUGAUCGUAAAAGCCAAACAUACGUGAAUGAAUCGUUCAUGGUAGGAGUCGCAGGUGCCGGGGGAAGUGAAGACCUGGAAACAUUUAGUAACGUUGCGCCUGGUAGAGAAUCUGAGACUGAAUAUUCCAGACUUGAUGAUAAUACAAGGGAGGACAGAACAACUUAUGAUAUUAUUCAGUCCAGUCGCCAAUAUUAGUAUAAACUGAAGCAGACAGAGAGAUGUUUAUAUUUAGACUACACGUGUUCUACAUUUUUUGUUUCUUGGUUUCAUUUAAAAAUAUUUGGGGAAAAUAUUGCCAUGGUGCUGUCCAUAACAAAUACGCUCAGUUUUAUUACUACAUGUAUAAAAUGUAUGCACCAUUGUAAACUGUACUGUCUAUCAAAGAACUAAUCUCCGCUGUAAUCCACUACGAAUCUAGACUUUGGUAAACUAUACCACAUUUCAGUUUAAUAUAAUACUGAUGAGGUGAAUUGUGUCAUUGUUUAUAUAAAAUGUAAAGUGGUCCUCAGAAAUGACAUAGUUUUCAAACCUCGGCAAUCUUUUGCAAAUAACGCAUUUAUAUUUACUACAGUAGAAAUUUAAAUUAUAAAGGCAUUGCGAGGUAAUUUAUCCGUCUUUUUAUAAACGAAAUAUUAACUCGGCUUGUAUACAGUUCGCACAUUAUUUAGGCUUACUAUAACAUAUUUCAACUGGAUCGAAAAUAGCCCGUAUCUUGAGACUUACCCUAAACAGUCAAUAAAAUCAAAGUCAAUUUCACCUGUUGAAUGUAUACAACGUUAACCAAAAAUUGUCUGUACAUACGACAGGGUAACUAAAUUUUAUGUAUAUUAUUAUUCUAAAUGUACUGCAAAAUAAACUUGUAACUGCUUGUCAUGUAGAUCUAUUAUGCCCCAGUCACACUUGAGUUGCGUGAUUUUCUGGGGUCCUUUUCCGACUUGUCUGCGGACUGGAAGCAUGACGUUUAGGGGUUUGUCGCACAGUAAUCCAAGACUACUUAAGAUUGUCAAGCAAAGUCAUUUCUAGUCGUGGGACUGGUCGUGCGACUGAUCUCAGUUGUUCGUGCGAAUAAUCUGGCAAAGUCGAGCGCGUGUUGAACAGCAGGAACAUCCGAUAAUAAACCACUCAAAACUUGAAGCACAACAAUGGCGCUUUGAAAGCUUACCUCAAACUAACACCACAAGCUACGACCAGUUUUGUCACAAACAGUGUUUUGAAUACGAUUAAAAACCUCCCCGACUACUUACAGGGAUCGUCCAUGGUUUGUGGCAGGAUUUUUCAGCACUUUCUUGCUGCGACUUUCAGUCGUAGUUGGUCGUUAGUUGUCCAAUAUCAAAGAGUGACUGGGGCUUUAGUAAUGUUAUAUGUUCAUGCUGUCUUCGAAAAACAAAGCACAUUGUAAAUAUGUGUGUCUGUAUCAGUGUAUUAUUAUCGAACUUUUCAACUUUUUAAUUCUAUAAAUCAUGUUGUUCUUAUGUAUAUGUAACAUGGAAUCUACAUAUAAAAGUUAAUUAAAGAGUAGACAGUU
Messenger RNA from Mercenaria mercenaria, 3184 nucleotides. Its product is annotated as tyrosine-protein phosphatase 10D-like. The coding region runs from base 1 to 1854 and encodes 617 amino acids. The record is from RefSeq and is a predicted model, not a curated record. NCBI's taxonomy places the organism in Eukaryota, Metazoa, Mollusca, Bivalvia, Venerida, Veneridae. The transcript has 15 exons. Gene Ontology annotation, molecular function: protein binding.